AUCAGCUGGAGGGGACAGUGAAAAUAGAUAUGAUCAAUCAUAGUUAUCUGAUCUGACCUUCACCUCCUGUGUGAUCUCUUUUUAUUCCUUGCCUAUCUGUCUGGAGCCCUUUAAAAGUCCUUUUGGCUAGUAUCUCCAUAAAGCACCUUUGUACAUCCACAAAAUUUCAAGCUAGCUCUUCAGUGAAAAUUGUGGGAGAAGAAAAAAGCAACUUCUGCUCAAUUACAAUACGAUCGGGAAUGAGAGGUGCUGAAGAUGGCAAUCAAGGCACUUAUGUGCUUGAUCAAGGAGAAUGGUUGAAUUUGAGCUUAGGAAGAAACUUGCCUUCGAUAUCUAAAGAAUCUGAGUCACAUAUACCGACUUCAGGCAAGGUUUUUUCAUGUAACUUCUGCAAGAGGAAGUUUUACAGUUCACAGGCACUAGGAGGCCACCAGAAUGCUCACAAGAGGGAAAGAGGUACAGUAAGACAGUAUCAAUCUCAGAGGAUGAUGACAAUGAUGGCUUUGCCAAUCAAUAACCCCAUGUUCAGAUCACUUGGUAUGAUUCCCCACUCCCUUGUGCAUAAAUCCAGCAGAGAUGCAAGAGCAACUGCGGCUACGUUCAGCGAGGCUAGCGCAGGAUAUCAGAGGACAUCGCUUACCAAUCAAAUGGACAGAUCAUUUGAUCUGAAGUGGCCAGGAAGUUUUCAACUAAAUCAGCAGCAAACAAAAGACCUUACGUCAAAUCCCACUAAGCUUGACCUGAAUCUGAAGCUGUAAUUGUUCUCCUCAUCCAUAUAGUCAACCCAACCCCAAAUAUUUCAGAACUGAGGCAUAGUUAUUAUUGUUGUUGUUACCCGUCCCACAUGGAACUCGUUAUUUGCCCAUCUGUUACAGCUUCAGUCCAUCAGUACAUGAACUAUUUUGAUGAACUUUGGGCAACAAUUAAGAGCAAAAGAAUCCUAUAGCAAUACAACUCUUUAAUAUCAGGAUUUUUUUCCAGACCCUAGUGUAAGGAUCAAUAACAACAAUUUCAAGCUUUCUCAUGUCCAGAUAUGAAACCAGAAGUGUAAAAUGUACUUAAGUGCUUUUGUUCCUACAGCCCCUGGAACCGCACAACACCAUAAUCUCCAUCAAAUAUAUAGCAGAAGGUUCUCUAGCUUUUGUUUAUAA
Molecule: messenger RNA, 1151 nt
Organism: Solanum verrucosum
Lineage: Eukaryota; Viridiplantae; Streptophyta; Magnoliopsida; Solanales; Solanaceae
Product: zinc finger protein 7-like
Exons: 1
Coding region: 240-758 (172 amino acids)
Source: RefSeq, a predicted model, not a curated record